Molecule: messenger RNA, 3923 nt
Organism: Cylicocyclus nassatus
Lineage: Eukaryota; Metazoa; Nematoda; Chromadorea; Rhabditida; Strongylidae
Source: the annotation of a GenBank genome assembly
AUGUCGACCGGCUUGCCGGGCGGUCCUGCAACGCCAACCGAUGCAGGAAUAUCUAGCCCUGCGGGGAUACGUAUUCAGAGACGUUCACAUUCCAUGGAGCAACCGUUAGGACCUCCACCAUCAGUGCCGAACGAGCCGUCCUCUCAACACAACACACUAACUCGUCCGGCGGGCACACUGAGUACACUUAAAAGAGAACGAGCAAAGGAACGAGAACGGCUACAGAAGGAGUUGAAUAUUCUGGGAGACGUGGAGCGAAAAGAAGAAACGCAAUCAAAAAAUAAAGAAGAAUCAGAUUAUAAGCCUACCUCGCCAUCUUCACCUAUACCACAUUCACCAUUGAAAGAAAAGACUAGCUACGUUGAGGAACCCGAAUCCAACACUACCACAUUGGAACGCAAAGAACGUAAAAUGGAAAAAGAGCAAGCGUUGGUGCGACGGAUCACCAACGAUAUGCAAAUAGCACAUUAUGUUAGACAGAUGGAAAUGGCUAGAAGUCAUGGAAAGCGACAUCGAGGAGCAUUUUCAACCGGUGUUUUUCGCAUUAGAUCAUUGAGAUUUUUCGAAGCUGGACUUCGCCGUGCUCUAUGGUAUCUUGGCAAGGCUAUAGCUAAUCACAAGCUGCUUUUCGUGGUGCUCCCUUUGAUAAUUGUCGCAUCGUCGCUGAUUGGUCCAAUUCUUCACCGUAAUAAAAUGACCGUAUCGCUGCCAUUUGCACUGCUUGGCGCUGACGGAAAUGACGUCAUCUCGAACGGCUACAGUAUCCAAAGGACACAACGUGGUUUCAACUACAGUAAUCCUGCAUUCAGUGCGUUGGAUUUUAUGGAUCCGUCUGAAUUUGCGGUACUGCUGAGGACAACGUUAGCCAGGGACACAAUUUUACGCAAAGAUGCGGUUUUAGCCUAUUCUGCUUUGAAAAAACGACUGGAUAACUAUCCAGUUGGAAACAAAGAGCUUUUGGAAGUGUGUUCACCCGACUGUGAGCUGGAAAAAGAGAUGGUCGACAAGAUUAUCAAGAAAAGUCCGCAGGUUGCCCUCACUUAUCCAGAAACUUUCGUCAGUAUGAGCAAAGACUCCACCAAUCUUAGUCGCGUUUAUUUGGGAUCAGCCAUUGGAGGCGUUGAAACCGAUUCGGAUGGUGCAAUUUCACGUGCUCAAGCUCUACUUCUUUCAUUCCAGCUAAGGGAAGGCCUUACGGAUGAGCAGGUUGCCUCGUGGGCAGAUAAUCUUGAGGAGCAGGUCCACGUCACAUCUGCCAAUAACGUUUCGCUCUCUUACUGGUCUCCAUCUUCGUUCUCGUCAUGGGUCAUACAAGCAUUGUCAAAAAGCUAUAGAUGGAUUCUCGUCUCAGCAUCUGUUCUGAGUCUCUUCUGCUUCUUAGCAUCGUUUGGUGCGAACGCCUAUCAGUCGAAACCACUUGUCGGCAUACAAAUCGCUUUCACAUUGAUUGUCUCCUGUGCUGGUGGCCUAUUUGUACAAGUUGCUGGUUCGGGCGCAUUCAACCCACUCAUCUGGCCGGUAUUUUUCGUUGUGGCAGGAAUCGGCCUCCUCUGGCUAUUUUGCUUCCAUCAGUCAUGGAGUCGAUAUUCAUCAGCAGCUGUGCAUCCAACUGAAAAACUUGCUUUCAUACUUUCUCACGAUUUUCCUGGAAUCACCGUAACGGCCAUCGUCGUAGUGGCAACAACCAUGCUUGGAGCGGCUGUAGCUCCUCAUCGUCACAUGGAAUCGACGCUUGUGGCAAUGUCUGCUUCUGUAGCUAUAAUGUUCUUUUUCCUUAUUAUGUUCGUCGCUGUAUUCAUCUACAUAGGAGGCCGUCGUGAAGCAAAAGGAGUGAAAUGGUAUCAGCUGUUCACCACUGGAGACACUCAUUUUACAGCACCAAAUCUAAGUGAUUUCGACGCCUCAUCGCUUUUUUCGCUUCACGAUCGCCUUCUCGACACCCGACCAAGCAUCGCUCGGGCGCUUGGCGAUCGCUUGAUAGCGCGUCAUGCUCGCUAUCCUAUUGUGAUUUUCUGUACUAUAGUUCUAAUAUUUGCCAUAUGGGGAUGUGCUAACGUUAGGGUUGAUAUGCGAGAAGAAUAUUUCUUGCCAAUCGGUGCUCCUGCUCGAGCUUUUCUUAAGGAUUAUCGCGAAAUGUUCGGAAAAACGACGCAGUUUUUAGAGAUAGUCAUAGACGACCCUGUAGAGUAUGAGGAGCCAACCAUACGCGAUUCUAUUAUCGAAAUAAUGGAUGCUGCAGUUAGCUCCGGAUAUGCUUCCCGAACCGUCAGCUGGCUAGUCGAGUUUGCAAAAUUUGAGAAAAACACCAUUUACGAUAUCAAUGCGGACACAUUCGUUCCAGUAGUGAAUCUAGUAUUCUUACAAACUGAUCCAUAUAAACGAUUCGCGUCGGACAUAUCAUUCGAUCGUCAUCAGACGCAGAUUGUUCGUUCGAGAAUGUAUCUCGAGCUUACGCAAAAGGGCAUCAAUGAAAGAGCUUCCUUGGCACAACUGCUCCUUUCCAAAUCUCGUGCCGUUCAUCUACCAAUGUCCAUACGUGCACCAUUCACCAUGUCGCUGAAACAUGACAUCUCGGUGAUUUCAUCCGGUAUCUUCGUUUUUGGCGUCUCAUUGGUCUGCUUACUUGUGUUUUCGCUAUUCUUCCUUGGACAACCUGCUCUCACCUUUGUUCUUCUUUUCACAUCCGUUGCAGUGUUGACCGAAACCGUGGGUUAUGUUACCCAUUGGGGAGUACCAAUGAAUGCUAUCACAGUAACAAUGGCAUUAUCAGCCAAUAUGCUUGCUUCUGUGAUUGUGAUGGCAUUUUGCUACAGCUACUCGGUGUCUGGGAAGCAACAAAUGAGAGCUGGUGUUAGGAUACAGUAUACCUUCCAGGCCACAUUUCUUCCGGUCGUGUUCGCUUGCCUUGUUCCGGUGAUCACCUACCUCCCACUAUUUGCCGUUGAUGCUCCUAUCAUUAUUCAUAUUUGGAAAAUUCUUCUCGUCAACUCGGCUGCCACACUUAUACAUUAUCUUUUCUUCAUACCGAACCUAUGUUUGCUAUUCUCCAUCCAUAUGCCUGCUUUUACUUCUGUAAAUUGUACUGACUGCUGUUGUGAUAUGGAAGACGAUAGCUCCAUCUAUUACAUUCCAACAACUGCUCGAGCGGUCCACCCAGAAGGCAUUUAUCAACAUACUUCUUAUACCUAUUCCGUACCCAAGUCAAUGGUUAAUGGCGGACCGCCCAAUUAUCUUGCUAUUACAGGUCCACCACUGGAAUCGAAUUAUGCGGGUGAUUAUGUGAGAGCAAAUGUUGAGAGGACAAGGACCAGACGAGCAAGGAGAAUAAGUGAAGGGUCCGUGCCGCAUUCUGAGGUAGCUACUCCUAGAGCCAAUCGAACAUCAAGGAAAAAGUCCAAAGAUGAUUCUAUUUAUGAGCCACCGCCAAGCCCGAGAGCUUCCUCUCGGGAUUCAUCUCCACAACGACAGUCGCGACAGUCGCAUGGGCCAUUCUUCCAAGAUCCAUCAAUCAAUAUGCAUCAACAACGUUGGCGACCAUUUGCUCAUCCGCAACCGUACAUAUUCUACCCGCCUCCAAAUGGUUACCGACGGUAGGUCAUGCGAGGAAAUCGGUUUUAGCAGGAUAAUUUUUAUAUAGCAUAUUUUGAUUCUUUGCUCAGCAUAAUCUGUGAUUUUUCGUGGUCAUGCCUUGAAUGUUAUCGAUUUAUUGAUCGUCUUUGCACCAGAUAAAGUAUUACUCUACAGUAAUUGUUUAGUUUGUUCUAAGCUACCAUAUGCAUCUCAUGACUGUGAUUUAAACAUGAAAAAAAACCAAUUCUCAAUUUUUAACGUUGUUGAGAAGUGAUUAUUGUCCGUAUGGUGCUUUCAUGCUUAAUUCUUUCAUCGUUCGACUAUUUAGUCGAAGCAUUUAAUCAUAUCCUCUC